AUGCCUCUCCCGCCGUUAGUCCGAUACGCCCGUCUCGAAGAUGUUUCUCUCAUUUUGCAAUUUAUUCUGGCUGCAGCAGAAGAACAAGCUCCUGGGACGAAGAUAGCAGCAACCGGGGAGAGUCUCGCCAAGACGCUGCACUUCGGGCCACCCUCGGAUUCGGUGAAGAGCACCAACCGAUUUGCGUGGGCAUUACUCAUCUUUUCCCCAGACGGGAAACCUGCUGGACUGUUGAUUUACUUCCACAACUACUCGACCUGGAUGGCAGCUCCAGGUGUCUGUUUGGAGGAGUUAUACGUUGUACCUGACUAUCGGCGUCUUGGGUAUGCGCGAAUCCUCAUUGAAACGAUGGCAUCUGCAGCGGAAGCAGCAGGCUGUGUCAAAAUGGACUGGGUCUGCCUGUUGAACAAUAAGAGGGCACUGAGCUUCUAUGAAAAAUUAGAGGCGAAACGAAUGGAGGAUUGGGUUGUCUUAAAAGUUGAUAAAACCUGCAUAGAAAAGUUGGCCGCCAGCGGGAAGCAGUCUGGUGUGUGCCCCGAACUUGAUGGCACAAGUGUCUGA
This is a messenger RNA of Trichoderma virens Gv29-8, 561 nucleotides long. RefSeq lists its product as uncharacterized. NCBI's taxonomy places the organism in Eukaryota, Fungi, Ascomycota, Sordariomycetes, Hypocreales, Hypocreaceae. The transcript has 2 exons. The record is from RefSeq and is a predicted model, not a curated record. Bases 1 to 561 code for a protein of 186 amino acids. Gene Ontology annotation, molecular function: N-acetyltransferase activity. Gene Ontology annotation, biological process: protein acetylation.